Electrophorus electricus (electric eel) is the source of this 1533-nucleotide messenger RNA. RefSeq names its product transmembrane protein 54a (gene tmem54a). The record is from RefSeq and is a predicted model, not a curated record. Lineage: Eukaryota; Metazoa; Chordata; Actinopteri; Gymnotiformes; Gymnotidae.
GCGUGUCUGCGGACGUAUUGCGUGCGGACGCGCAGGUAAACGCGGCGGAAGAAGGACGCGCACGAAUGGGCCGUGACGGACGGUUUCUGAAGUUCGAAUAUGACCUGAAAGAGGAAAACUCGGGAACAUAAAGAUGAAGUUCAUGAACAUCGUGUGUUGCAGGAACCUGAAGGACACAAAGAUCCUGAUGAAGACCGGUUUGGGCUUGGUGCUUGCAGGCCAUGUGAACUUCCUGCUGGGGGCGCUCGUGCACGGCGCCGUGCUCCGCAACGUGAGCGUCAGCGUGCAGGCGGCCACCAUGGAGUACGCCAUCGCCAACAUCAUCGCCCUCACGGCGGGCCUGACGGCAGCUAUUGGUGGAAUAUCUGCCAUUGUCCUGUCUAAAAACAUGAAGAACAAGUCUUUGAAGUGGCUGCUGCUGGUGAUGAGUCUCCUGGCUUGCCUCCUGGGAUGUGCCUCUGCUGUAAGCGUGUUCGCGUCCAUGGUGACGGCCAUCAGUAACAGCGGCUUGAGUCUGCUGACGCAGUGCAACCUGAACGGCACCGUCAACACCUACAGCAUCACCUACGAGUGCCCGUUCGACCCCACACGCAUCUACGGGACGACGCUGACGCUAUGGGUGCUCGUGAUCAUCAUGUCUCUGGUGGAGGUGGCAUUUUCGGGCCGCUGCUUUGUGGCGUGCACUGCAUUCCUCCGCCUCCCAUGCCCGUGGAGGAAGAUGCCCGUUAACGCCAACCGGGUGCGUUUCCGUACAACAGAGGACUGUAACCAAGCAGCAUCCAGCUACGCCCCUGACGUGGAGGAGCCUACAGAGGAAAACGACCUUCUCAACACGACCACACCCACCGAGGAGACCAGUGAGCUGUGAGCUGGAGACUGCCGUUCUGCUGUCAUGCAGGGAGGGGUAUGGUAUGGGCCGCCACUGCUGGACUGUUGGACAGAGAGGGGACCCCUCAGGACCCCUGAGCUCCGUGAAGCGUAGACAGACGAAGGACUCCGAGAGACGGAGGAGGGGUGUGUGUGUGUGUGUGGGUGUGGGUGUGUGUGCGGCAAACAGGACUUUCAGGAAUAUGUCUGAUCUGAAACUGAAACUUGUGAAUUCCCAAAGGCUAUUCCAGCUCCACUGUCUUCCACUCCAAAGAUCAUUCCAGCCUCUGGAAUUCAGAAACCGGAGAGGAACAGUGUGCGAACACUCUGGAAUGAGGAAAGGAGACGAUCCGUAAUCUAGCCACAGUCAAAUGAGAAUGGGACCAUUUUAACUGUGUUUGUUCCUGAACAUUUGAUGGUUCAUUUGUUACCUGUGGAUGAAAACAAAACAAAACAAAAAAAAAACGGUGUUAAAAAUACACGUGCAAGAAAUCCACUCUACUCCGUGGAAGGAAAAGGUGCAGGUUGCAUGUUUUAAUGUCCUUGCUGUGACCUGUUUUGAACAAUUGAAGAAAAUUGUUCCGUUUUGUUUUGUUUGUUUGUGCACACUAAUUUUUAUACUGCCAUGUGGUGAUGAUGCUGAUAUGCUCAAAGCGUUUUUAUAAA